This is a messenger RNA of Glarea lozoyensis ATCC 20868, 5892 nucleotides long. RefSeq names its product Protein kinase-like (PK-like). The transcript is spliced from 5 exons. Gene Ontology annotation, biological process: protein phosphorylation. The record is from RefSeq and is a predicted model, not a curated record. Gene Ontology annotation, molecular function: protein kinase activity; ATP binding. The coding region runs from base 1 to 5892 and encodes 1963 amino acids. NCBI's taxonomy places the organism in Eukaryota, Fungi, Ascomycota, Leotiomycetes, Helotiales, Helotiaceae.
AUGCCGUCAAAUGAUCCGACGCUACCGCCAAUUGAGGGGAGUCAUAAUGCUGAAAUAUGGUGGAAAUUCCAAGAUUCCUCACUGAAUCAGAAACGGCUGAAAAAUGCAAAUGUGGAACUGUUGCUGAAUCACGACAGUAGGACUAGGACCAAUUCACGCGAACGAAAAUCAACAACACGCUCCAAAUACGAAAAUAAAAAUGUUGCCACUUUACACAGGAAGAACACUCUACGUCGUGUCAUAAGUCGUGAAUCCAUUCAUAGGCGUUCGCGAACUUUUAGCUCCAAAAGACGUUCCAGCGGAUUUCACGUACCUGGCCCCGACUUGGCAAACCCCGAAGACAGACUACAAGAAUGCAUUGAGAUGAUCGACUUCGGCAAAGGUGAAAAGCGAAUCAAAGCGAACCAGCCGGGAAAGCCUUUACGAGGCGUAAAGCGAUGGCUCUGGAGAAUCUGGCAGAGAAUAAUGGGCAAAGAUGGAGAUCGGGACUACCCGAGUCUCAGGUGGCCAUUCAGCAGAAAGGUUCGGCGCAAAAAUGCGGGAAUUGAGAAUCGGAGAAGCAGCCCAAAGAGCCAGAAGACAGCCAACAAUACCAGCAAUAAACAAGGUGAUGUUGCGUUGGUUCCAUAUGUUCCACGUCCGUUUUCAGAGCGACGACAACGAUCAACGACUACUAUACCAGAUCUGGUUUAUAAGCCAAAUUCAAAGCCAGUGCGAAGCCGACGAGCCCCUAAAAUUCUACCAACUCGAAGUCUACCUGGUAAAGACAAAACGGGAGCAGAUUGUGACCCUUUUUCAUGGCGGAUCUUCUACGAAGACCCGAAUGUUCGACUUGAACGUGCAGCAAAAACAAAAAAGUUGGAAGAUUGGAGGUCAGAAAGUGACCGCUACCUAGCAUCAAAAGGUCGGUCCCAAGUGAACGACGAGUGCAUCGGUAGAGCGCCACCGAUUCCAAAAAGAGUUCUACUCAAACAUCGUAUAGCUAUCUCCAAUUACGAACCACGCGUCACAAAAACAUCAAAAGCAGUAGCCGAAAAAGGAAAGAAUGUUCGCGAUAAUCUCUCUGAAACGGAUCCGCUCUGGUCCAGCCAUGAAGGUGACGAUCAAGCGACCCAGAUCUCAAGCGGUGAGGUCAAUCAUAACAAAACUAAGCAGUCUAUGCUAUUCCGUUCAAAACACCGUCUGCACUCUGUUAGGCCACAUUCACUUCCAGAGAUCCAAUCGAAGCCGACAGAAAGCAUAAUUGUGCCGCUUCCUUCUAUUUACGGAACAAGCUUUAGCCUUCCUACGGAUCUCACCCCAAGAGACGAUGAAGGUAUAGAUGUCGGCGAAGUAAUGAUUCAACUGCACAAGAAGCUGGCUCUCACUGCAACAGCAAGAAGUGCAGAAGACGAAUGCCACAAUGCAGCUGCAGACCUAGCAGGCAAAUUGGAAAGCCAGUUGCUACAGUAUCGACAAACGUGUGAAAGUGCAUUACUCAGGGCCGAGGAAGAAAGAACCAAUAUCGACAACUCUCCAGACACAGAAGCGUUUCCGCAGUUCACAGGCGAUGACAACACCAAUAAAGGAAGCCUCGAUAAGGAUGAUCCCAUAGACAAGAAAAUAUUCUCAUCAGCCGCCAAUUCACGAAAGCCAUCAACCUGCACGACUCGCAGUCUAGACACAGCUGGCUCCGACUCGGGCCUAGAAGUUUGCUCGAAUCUAUCAAAGUGCCACAGCCAAUCGCGGAAAAAUUCUUUGAAGGCUCGAUUUCCAGUUAUACCCAGCCCCACGAUCCCUUCGCCAUCAAUGCCAAGUACACCAUCUGAGGUUCAAGAAAGCUUCCCAUGGGCGACUAGAACACGCUCAACUACAGUAAGAAGUGGCUCCAGUAGUCACUCAACGGAGCCAUGGCCCAGGACACGCUCAACUACAGUAAUGAGUGCUUCUAGUAAUCGUUCGACGGAAACCGUCUCGCCUAGUAAUUUCCACAGGCCUUUGAUCCGCAACUUUUCCAUUGGCAGGAGAAUGCCAGAGAAGAGCUCAGGAUCCGAGGCAGUGGAGAUUUACUUCAGGUUGCAUCAGAGAGUCGUGAGCGGUGGAAUGCGUCAUUCAUCCCCUUUGAUGGAAAGUCCAAGUCAGAUAGCUCUGAACAGGCGUCGUGAGAGAAAGGGCCUCAAGCCUGAGACAAACGAUGAAUCCUCUCAUCUCACUGGUGACUUAAGUGCUGGUCAAAUUAGUGAAGAGCUGGAAGAUGUUGACCCCAUACGUCGGCAAGGGCUCGCAAACGUGGAAAGCUUGGAAGUAGGAGGAGACCAAUGCAAACUGGGCAAACUGGGCAAACUAGAGACUCCAUCAAGGAUACAGCAAGCCGGUGCUCGUGACAAAGUCUAUAUAGACCCCAGCUGGAAAGAUGCCGUUGAAAAGGCAGUAGAGGUACCUCUUGUUGAGCAUGGCGAAGCUCCAAGUGAACCAAGUAAUAAACUUUUGGCCAAUCAAUUGGCUGCUUCACCGGCUGUCUUGGCUGCAACUGCUGCAAGGGCCGAAGAACGAAGCCGCGUGCACGAGCCAUCUAAAUCUCGACGAUUGUCAGAUGUCUCGGACCAGAGCAUCAAGACAGAAAACAACAGUGACCAGUCGACCUUUGUAACACAAGUAGAUACUGACUCGAACACCAAGAAGUUUCUUCCACGACCAUAUUUAUUAGGUGCCUCUGCACCUGUAGACAGCCACUCACUUUGUACAUGGCCUGAGGAGGACGAUUACCGGCAACAACAGCAGUACACAACACCGCCGAGGAGAGCUUUCUCGAAUCCUCCACGUCAAGCACAAUUUACACCGUCAAAGAGAUUCAACACUACUACUGUAAGCCCUACAGGAUCGUUUGAGAACGUUUCGUCUCACUCACUUUUAAGAUCGACAAGCACUCCCUCCUCUGCUUCUCGGGGCAUUACUAGCGCGCGUGGUCCAUCUGAUGGGAAUCAAAUCUCCCAGAAUUCUCACCAAGUUGCGCCACUCACGGUAGACCCUGCUCGAGUUUUCUUAAGCACUGUUCUAUCUUCGGGCGUGCCUCUGACUCCUGAAUUGAAAUCUGCAGUUGAGGCUGAAGUCAAAACUGAGAAAAAAGCCGAUCUCCUAGCCCCUGUUCUGCCUCCGGUGCAACCCCUAAUCCCUGAACUGAAAGUCGACGUCGAGGCUGAAGAACCACCUGGUAGACAAGUCGAGUUCUUAAGUACUGUUCUGGAAUCGGGACAGCCUCUUAUCCCCGAGCUGAGAAUCGCACUCGAGGCUGAAACCAAACCUAGAAGACAAAACGUCAGAUUUAACUUACCUCCUAAGCAAAUGGAGGGACGACUACAGGUCAGGCAGCCAGAAAUGAGCUUGCACAAAGCGAAAGCCGUUGAAGAUGCGAGACAGGCCCAAGCAGCGGUGAAUGAGAUGUGUCGAUUAGCCGGCAGACCCCCUCCUAUUUGGGCCUUGUGCGAGUUGAUUGGCAAGGGUACUUACGGGAGGGUGUAUAUGGGCAAAAAUAUGUCUACUGCAGAAGUAGUUGCUAUCAAGACCAUCGACAUUGAUGAAUCAGAUCAAAUUAAUCCACGGCAUGCGGACUCCUUCACGGACUGGGUGAAAGAGGUUAACGCACUGAAGAGUCUUAAAGAGAUUAAUGCAAAGAAUGUCAAUCAUGUCAUUGCAGCAGAACCUGUCGGAACGGUAAUGUGGCUGGUAACUGAACACUGCGCUGGAGGUAGUGUUCAGACACUUAUGAAACCAACAGCUCCAGGUGGGCUGUUAGAGAAAUGGAUUAUCCCAAUCCUGAGAGAAGCUGCCGAAGGCAUCAAAUGGGUGCACCAGGCAGGCCUUAUCCAUAGAGAUAUCAAAUGUGCAAACGUCCUCAUCCAGGAAGAUGGUGGCGUUCAACUCUGCGACUUCGGAGUUGCGGGUGUCAUAGAGGACAGGUUCGAUAAGAGGUCGACCAUUGUCGGAACCCCCCAUUGGAUGGCUCCAGAGCUUCUUAAAUCCACUUCGGCCUACGGUAAAGAAGUAGACAUCUGGGCUUUUGGAGCUAUGGCUUUUGAACUUGCCACAGGCUUGCCGCCAAGUGUUGCAAAGGGCCAUUUUCAUUUCGAGGACGUCGCUGAGUAUCUGGCGCACAAUGUACCUCGCUUAGAAGGCGGAAACUUCUCUGAUGGAUUGAGAAAUAUUGUGGCAUACCUGCUCGAAGAGCUUCCCGAACAGCGACCUAAAAUCGAGCAAGUUCAACAGCAUUCAUACAUCGCCAACACGGAGCGCCAAUAUCCGACGAGCAGCCUGUCGCAAUUAGUAGUUGCAUUCAAGCAAUGGGUUGAUCAUGGAGGAACUCGAAAGUCUCUCUUUCAACCUGGAGGAGCUCAGCGGAAAGAAGUCGAUCUCACGUCUGACCCUGCGGGCAUUGGCAACGAAGACUGGAAUUUCAGCACUACGCAGGCCUUCGACAAUCGAGUUUCUAAACAUAUCGAUCCACGAGAUGUAUUUGAGGCAUAUGGGGAAAAUGUUGUCGAGUUUGAUACCGCUCGACCAAAGGUGUCUCGACGACGUCCUCCGCCGCAAGCUCUUGCAGCACUACCAAAUCCCCUUGUCAAAGUCUUCGACCCCAACACAGUUUCAAAUUACUAUCCAAAUAGUAAAACUUAUUAUGGGGUUGCGCCUGAACAGUACUUAUCACAAGGGCCUCCUACAUCGGAUCUGCCGUUACGCGACGAUUCUGCUCGUAUGCAGAUCAAAGACACUAUGAUCGAUCUCGGAGGGCAUGAUAUGGACACUGGUCUCUCGAGUUUUCCUGACAUGGACACUCUCAAAGCCGGAAACCCUCGGAUUGUUGAAGAUGAUACCUACCUGACGAAUAAUCAAGAUUUCCAUAGGCCACCACUGAGUGACCCCGCCGAUAUAAACCCAAAUCGUCGCACACAAGACUGGAAAUUUCCGUCAUUCGCACCACCGGCUUCAGCGGAUCCAGAAAUAUCGAGAUUUCCUCCUAGUAGCUACGAGCUUCCCCGCCCUGGCAUCACACCCGGCGUUGGAGGUAGGCCAGCUCUCAUACAUCAUCCAACUGAGCCUCUCGGAGGAGCUUUUGGCGGCGGACUCUCAUCGAACGGGCCGUCUAUGGAUCGCCGCUCAAUGGCAGAGUCCCUCAUUGACUUAGAUAUGAGUAUGCCGGACUCGUACCCUGAGAUCGUUAGGCCCUCUACUGCGAACUCCGAAGCAGGCUCUGCAACUUCUGAGCAAAUGCCCUCAGGCAAUCCCUUUGAGUUCGAACGACAUGUCUCCUACCAGGCUCCAAGCAAUGAAUAUGAGCCAACACUCUAUGUUGAAGACACUAGAAUUGACCUUGGCGGCUCUAGGUCAUCCCUAAUAGAUCUGGAUGAUGCAAGGGUAUCGCGAAUAAAUCUCGAUGAUGCUAUUGUGUCACGAAUCGAUGACGACCCGAGACCACCUCGUUUUGACUAUGAGAAGGCAAGAGAGUCUCGCAUCGACCUUGAUGAAGCUAGCAUUCCACGUAUUGAUAUGGAUGCGGCGAUGACACCACCUCGGGAUAUCAACGAUAUCUCUGAUUUCUCUGAAGUGGAGUCAGGUCCCAAUGGUCCUGGCUCGGAUCCUAAUGAGGCAUCCCGAUACGAUUCUCAUGGAUUUUCGGACUCGGAUUACAUCUCUAUGCCUCCAUCAAAGGGUUUAAAUUUGAACACCAUCUUCACGAUGUCUCACUUUCCUGUCCUUCCGAAUCCACCAUCGGCGGCAGCACUCGCAGGCACAGCAUCGCGAGAGGAGAUGAGUGACGAGCUUUCAAGAUCACUUGGAAGCAUGACAGCACAACUCGAGGCCUUCAGAGACGUAUACGAGUCACCCGCGGUGACUCGAUCUCACAGCCGUCGAAAAUAG